UUUUAGAAGAGUAUGUUAUGAGUAAAAAUUUAUAGUCAUAUUUUUUGUGAACGUUGUUUUAACUUUUCCCAUUUUCCAUGUUUUCCGCUGUCACUUUUGACAUUUCCAAAUAUUACGCUGUGCUUGCGAUUUUGCUCCGUGCGUGUUUAUUUUCACGUUUUAUGUCAUGAAAUAGAUGUGAUAAACAUGAAGUCCUAAAGAUACGCCGAGGUCCGGGGAAGUUGAUUCAAAACAAACUAUGUCAGAGCAAAAAGAUGACAUCAAGAAACCUAACACAGAGGCAAUAGACGAAGAAACUCUAGAAAAAUUAGCAGUGGAAGAGCUUAUGCGAGAAGCGGUCCAAGGCGCCGCCAGAGCUGAAGUAGUAGGUCCGUCAGGCUGGGUCAAAGCGCCAAAACAGAAAACUAAUAAACGAUUCCUCGCCAACACAAUACGGAAUGCUGUAGCUUCCAACAAGUACAAUAGUUCUAAGAAACAUCAACAUUCCCACAAAAGAUCCUCCAAACAUGACAGACACCCAGAGCCUACCAUCACCAAGGAUAGGUCUAGAAGAAAGUAACAAUAUGGAACUAUAUGACGUGGAUGAGGUACUUAAAACUAUAUUUGAUAGCAGUGAGUCUAACAACUGGAAACCAGAAGACAAACGUCCACUCAUCAAGAAUGAAAUUGAAAAACUGAAGACUGAAUUAAGACAAUUUUUGGAUGAAAGUGAUUAUGAUGUUGUAGCUAUAGUAGAUGAGAGUAAAAAUCUUUGUUUAGAAAGCAAUGACAUCCUGCAGGAGAUGGAGGCUUGUAAAAAAGAAAUUGAGGAGGAAACUAUGGCUGAAAUACUGAAAUCUAUUGAAAGCCAUGACACAAUUGCUAAAGAACUGGACAGAGUUAACUUUACACUGAAUAUUAUCUGUGAUAUUGUAGCUUGUGGAAAGUAUAUGAAAGAAUAUGAAGAGAAUAAAAGAGUGGGGAGUUUCACGGAAGCCGUGGAGACGACCACCAAGCUGAUGCAGCAGCUGGAGAACCCGGCCGAGGGGUUCCCCUCACUCGCCAUCUACGAGACCUACAAGCAGAUGGCCCUCUCCACCUGGGAAUGUCUAACCAGUGACCUGAUGGAACAGUUUUACAAAUUUUUCUCAUGGUCAAGCAAGGCUGAGGACAAAAAAACUGAAAUCAAUAUUGAUUUAAAGAUUGAUGAUUCACCCGACUGUUUAGAUGUUUUGGAAGCUCUCAUAUAUUGCAAGGAGUUGCCAGUAAAAGUUUCUGAAUUUGCAUCUUUCCUGCUCACUGAAGUUCUUGUUAAUUUCAUUCACACUGAGUGUUGUGUGUACCCUGACACUGAUGAACUUAUAACUAUCACUGUAUACAAAGGCAGAAGCAAACCAGUGUAUGACAUAGUUAUAGCUAAUAUAAGGGUACUGUUUCAUCACCUUGGAAAUAAAUUGAAUUUAGACUUGGGCCAAGAACAAACCAUCAUGCAGAUGAUUGGCAGUGAGAUCUGUCUGGAGUUCAGCGACAUCCUGGUGCGGGAGUGCCUCAUUGACACCAUCCCCAAUAGCAUAAAUGAAAUGCAGACGUAUGGCAUUAUAACUACUGAGAUUGAAGAAUUACAGCGCUUUUUAACAAAGGUUAAGUUUUUCCCAGACGAGGGCUUUUCUAUACUGUACUAUUUGAACAAUAUAGAUGUACUGUUUGCUGAGAAGGCCAGCCAGCAUUAUUUAGAGACAGCACGCGCUAUAAUGCUCAAAGAUUUAAGUAGCACAAUGUCUAUAGGAGUGGAAACAAUCCCGGAUGACAAUGAGUCAGAGAAACCCGGUAAAAUAAAUGAUGCAGGCAUUGAAGCAGCCUUGCAGAUCUUAGACAGCACAAUACCAAAGAGUCUUUUCUACUUCCCGCGGUGCAUGAUAUCAAAGACUGCCCAGGAGCUGCUGGACCUCAUCUACAUGAUGAUGGAGCAGGCGGUGCAGUGCUCCGAUGUGGUCGGGAAGAGGAUCUACAUCUCCGCUCGGCUGAUAUUUGAACUGUAUGAGUCUGUUGUCCCGUACUACCAUGAGAACUUUUUGCAGACUAUUCCUCAGUAUGUGGCGCUAUUCCACAACAACUGCAUGUACCUCGCCCACAACUUGCAAACCUUCGGGGACAAGUGGCUGGUGCUGAUGGAGGGCCGCGAGCCGGACUACCCCAUCACGUUCGUGGACCUCGUGCCCAAGCUGCGGGAACUCGGGCAGCGGCAGCUGGCAGCGCACCUGCAGCAGCAGAGGAAGCAGAUAUUGGAUAAUAUCAGGGCUAGCGACCUGAACUGCAUCGUGGUGAAAGACGUGCUAGGCGAGAACGCGGAGCAAGCGAUCCGCCAGUGUCUGCGCCAGCUGCAGCUGCUGAAGAACGUGUGGAUCGGAGUGUUCCCCGCCAACUUGUUCACCAGUCUAAUGGCGACGCUAGUCAACAUGCUGGCGGACGAGCUGGCGCACCGCGCGUGCUCGGCGGAGGACGUCUCCGCGGAGAUGGCGGCGCAGCUCGGAGACAUAUACACUGUUGUGGUGAAGAAGGCGCCUAAUCUCUUCCAGAAACCCGAGGAUAUAGAAGAGCACGUCGCUACUUGGACUAAGUUACAGGAGUUGAUUCUGAUUCUCGGAGGGUCCCUGAAAGACAUCGAGAAACGCUGGGAUGACGGCAACGGACCGCUAGCGGUCCACUUUAGAACCGUAGAGCUAAGGAACCUUAUAAAGGCUCUGUUCCAGAAUACGCAGAUUCGCGCUAACUUAUUGUCAAAGAUAAAGUAAUCUACUCAAACACUUUAGUGGAAUUUUAGUUGUGUUGUCACGUCUAUGUCUAUUUAAUGGAUUAGAAUAAGCUAAUAUAUUUGGUGUUAUAAGUU
Molecule: messenger RNA, 2866 nt
Organism: Plutella xylostella (diamondback moth)
Lineage: Eukaryota; Metazoa; Arthropoda; Insecta; Lepidoptera; Plutellidae
Gene: Zw10
Product: Zeste-white 10 kinetochore protein
Biological process (GO): endoplasmic reticulum to Golgi vesicle-mediated transport; mitotic spindle assembly checkpoint signaling
Cellular component (GO): RZZ complex
Source: RefSeq, a predicted model, not a curated record